AUGCCACCAUCUUCACCUUCAACUUUUACCUGGGACAAUAUCUUAGAUUCUCUCUCUCUCAGCACAAUAUGGAAUUGGAUACAAGCAAGUCUUCUGGGAGAGUCUACUGCGCCUCAGCAAUCAAAUCAGGGGAUACUAGAUAAUCUUGGUCCAACUGUACAAGUCAUCCUGGGGAUUUCCUUUAUAUUUGUGUUGGGAAUAGGAUUAUAUUCCUUAUGGAAACGAAGUGUUCGAUCAAUUCAGAAUACAUUGUUGUUUGUACUCACACUCUACAAAAUUUACAAGAAAGGCUCAGAUUUUUUUCAGGCUUUGCUAGCCAACCCAGAAGGGAAUUUCAAAAUUCAAGACGGUAAUAAUCUCUUCCUGUCCUUGGGUCUGCAAGAGAAAAUUUUGAAAAAACUUCAGAUGGUGGAAAACAAAGUGAAGGACUUGGAGGGAAUGAUCAUUGCCCAUAAACCUGCUACAAAGAGGGAUUGCUCUUCUGAGCCCUACUGCAGCUGCUCCGACUGCCAGAGUCCCUUGGCCACAUCAGGGUUUACUUCCACAUCUGACAUGUGAUGGACUCCAGUCUUUUCCAGAAAAGCACUGUUUCCUUCAUGUGUGCAGUGGUGUAUCAAUAAAGAUAGAGAACUAUAUUGAAA
Molecule: messenger RNA, 641 nt
Organism: Nycticebus coucang (slow loris)
Lineage: Eukaryota; Metazoa; Chordata; Mammalia; Primates; Lorisidae
Gene: TMCO2
Product: transmembrane and coiled-coil domains 2
Exons: 2
Coding region: 1-558 (185 amino acids)
Cellular component (GO): nucleus
Source: RefSeq, a predicted model, not a curated record